CCACCACGAGCAACGCCGUUCUUGAAUAUUGGCAUGGCAUAGUCCGCUACCUACCCAAUACCACUUCCUCAGUGUUCCAAACGGCCGGGAGCUCCCCACAGCAUGUCGCAAUCACUCCGCCCAUACCUCCAAUGCGUGCGAUCCUCGCUCACGGCCGCCCUCUCCCUGUCGAACUUUGCAUCGCAGGCGUCCGAAAGGCACAAUGUUCCCGAGAUUGAGGCCGCGAGCUCCCCGGAGGUGCUGCUCAACCCUCUCACCGUGUCGAGAAAUGAGAACGAAAAGGUCUUGAUCGAACCCAGCAUCAACAGCGUGCGGAUAAGCAUAAAGAUAAAGCAGGCGGAUGAGAUAGAGAAUAUUCUGGUGCACAAGUUCACGCGCUUCUUGACACAGCGAGCGGAGGCAUUCUUCAUUUUGCGGAGGAAACCGGUCAAGGGCUAUGACAUUUCGUUCCUGAUCACGAACUUUCACACCGAGGAGAUGCUAAAGCACAAGCUUGUCGACUUCAUAAUCCAGUUCAUGGAGGAGGUGGACAAGGAGAUAUCGGAGAUGAAGCUUUUCCUAAAUGCUAGGGCUCGUUUCGUAGCUGAGUCCUUCCUUACUCCGUUUGACUGAGCUUCUCGGGAGGAUUACCAUGUGGAUUGAAUUCAAUCAGAAGCUGUGGGCAUCGACCCCUUCUAAGCUUGGGACCCAGCGAAGCGUCUGGACAAUGGUCUAGGACAUGAUAGACUGGGCGCUAUUAUGCAGAUAGAGCUAUGCGGGAUUCAUCGAGCCUUGAUAGGAGCCGCUCGCCAUCUUGAGACAACAAGCUUUUCAGUACUUUGGUUUCUGUGCCUGUUUUGUGGCUCUACCAGC
Trematosphaeria pertusa is the source of this 852-nucleotide messenger RNA. RefSeq names its product actin-related protein-like protein 2/3 complex subunit 4. Gene Ontology annotation, cellular component: Arp2/3 protein complex; actin cytoskeleton. The transcript has 5 exons. Bases 103 to 612 code for a protein of 169 amino acids. Gene Ontology annotation, molecular function: actin filament binding. NCBI's taxonomy places the organism in Eukaryota, Fungi, Ascomycota, Dothideomycetes, Pleosporales, Trematosphaeriaceae. The record is from RefSeq and is a predicted model, not a curated record. Gene Ontology annotation, biological process: Arp2/3 complex-mediated actin nucleation; actin filament polymerization.